Molecule: messenger RNA, 3046 nt
Organism: Liolophura sinensis
Lineage: Eukaryota; Metazoa; Mollusca; Polyplacophora; Chitonida; Chitonidae
Product: polynucleotide 5'-hydroxyl-kinase NOL9-like
Exons: 13
Coding region: 826-2931 (701 amino acids)
Biological process (GO): cleavage in ITS2 between 5.8S rRNA and LSU-rRNA of tricistronic rRNA transcript (SSU-rRNA, 5.8S rRNA, LSU-rRNA)
Cellular component (GO): nucleus
Molecular function (GO): polynucleotide 5'-hydroxyl-kinase activity
Source: RefSeq, a predicted model, not a curated record
AAUCUGUUACAUGCUUACAGGUACCUAAUUCCUCAACCGUAUCGCAUAUAAAAUAGCAACGUUCAGUGCAAUUUGUGCACAUUUUUAAGUUAAUUUUGGAGACCAAACUACAUUGGUUGGAUUGACCAAUUUCAGAGCUUCACCAGAAGUGGAAUUUUAUCAGUCUAAACAGAAUAAUUCAUUCAGAGUUUGCUGGAAUAAACGCCUUGCACACAUGCGAAAAGGUUGAAGAAUUACAUGUACAGUCAUGUAAACAGUUAUUUCUUACCUUAUGUCAUUUUGUAUUUAAUAAGUGAGGAUGAAAAAAUCGCUAGUAUGCUUUCAUACCGCCAUCACCAGUGUCUGUCCAUGUUUGUUGAUUUACACUUGAUAGUAGUACCGCAAAGGUAUACAUAUACAGUAUACAUUAUACAUGAUGAUGUAUUUAACCUCAGGUGUCUAAUUCAACUGCCAUCUUCAUGCUGGGCUUGCAGAAUGUGAUACUCCAUCACCCUAGUAUAACCUAAAGAGUGGUAUCUUAAUUCAUGUGAUAAACUAUCAGCUCAGUAUAAAGAAAGGACUUGUAAUAGCAUGGGGUACUCUCGUCAGGUGACCAAAGAACAUGCUGAUGAUUGGGUCUAGCCCAUAUGCGUUGAAUUGGAGGUUGGAGUAAUGUGUUUCACCUGGCAAUUUUCAAGUGACACAUUUCUUGACUCUGAUUGAUUCAUCCACCCGAGAAGUUUUUGUGUGACGUUUUUGUGUGAAGACAUAAACAUUGGUGAAACAUCAUGACUAAGAUAACUUGAUUAAAGAUAAGCUUGAGUUACUGAUGACAAAAAGCUGAUCAUGUAUAAAAUGGCCAGAAAAGGAAACAAGAAAAAACAGAAAAGUGAAAUUGUACAGUUAGACUCCAAUAUAAGUUCUCAUCAAUGUAAAGACCCUGUGAGAUCAGAAAACAGAAAGCGAAAAAGCCACAAGUUGGAAAGUUCAGUCAGAGAGACUAAACAAAGGCGGAGACAGUCUGAAGAAAAAGGAGAUAAUCAGAGUGAAACUCAAAGAGGAAAAGCAACUGUAAUUGACACAAACUAUGUUGGUGAAAGUGAAAAAUCUGAUGACAGUGUCAAAGAACAAAAAGUGUCUGACAGAACACGCUGUAAAUCAUUUCAAGAUCUACCAAAGCCAUCAGCCAGAAAGUCUCGGUAUAAAGCUCAGGAGCAGCAGUUACCACACUCUGUUGCUGAUGGUGACAUUCCACCAGUGAGGUGUAUCAAGGUAGAUGGUGGGUGUGUGCUGACUUUGAGCCAUCCUGAGACUCUGAGUUUUCAAGGGAAAGCACAGGUAAUGGUUCUCUGUGGAGAGGUCAGUGUGUGUGGCCACAGACUGACUGUUAAGUCACCACCAGUCAGCAUAUUCUCCCCGGUUUCUCACAGCUUACUGACUGUAACCAGUGAAAAGAAGCUGGGAAUUGUUAACAAGAAGAAGAUUGUGUCCAGUUGGGAAAAACAUCAGCUGUGCGUCAAAGACAUUGAUAACAUAAUUCCUAAUAUUACAACAGAUUCUGUUGUGCUUUUACUGAAAAAAGUUGAGAGCAGCUGUUGCAACUUCGUUUCCAAAUUCUCACCAUUUCAGACUCUGUUCACUAAAUGCUCCAUAGACCUGGAGAACUCUUUGUUUUCAGGUGUUAGAGAUGUGUUAGGAUCUAUAGAUGUUCAGAUGGGCACUGCGAUGGAUACCAUUCCACCUGUGAUUAACAUUCCUGCUGAUUUCAUAGCAGUGCAAGACAAGUGGUUGAGCAUCUUAAAGGAAAAAGAUGUUGCUCCAAAAGCUUUAUCAUGUGGUGGGAAGAAUGUUGGGAAAUCAACCUUCAAUAGAUAUUUGAUUAAUUCAACACUCCAAAGAGUAAAAUCUCUGUGUUACCUGGACUGUGAUGUUGGACAGACUGAGUUUAAUCCACCAGGAUGUAUAGCUCUCCAUGUUAUCCAUGAGCCAGUUUUAGGUCCCCCCUUCACUCAUCAGCAAGAUCCGUUCUUCAUGUGUUUCUUUGGCCUGGUAUCCCCAGCAGAAGACCCAAGAUUUUAUAGCUCUUGUAUGAAGAAGGUGUACAGUCAGUAUGAGAGCAUGGACCCCAAACCCCCACUUAUCAUCAACACCAUGGGCUGGAACAAAGGCUUGGGAAUCAACCUUCUGGUAGAUACCUGUCACAUUACCUGUCCAGACUUAAUCAUACAGCUGGAAUCCAUGAACCAAUCAAACAAUUUCCCUGCUGUUACACCUGAUUUUCUCCACUAUUCACCUGGAUGGCUGUUUAACAGAAAUGCUGAAUCUGAUGAGGAAGAACACAAAUUCAAACAUGAGUUAAUAAUAGUGGAUUCACCUGUGGUUCCAAACAUAGAAAGCCAAUUACGAUUCCAUUCCAGGGAUCAUCGUGAUUUAACAACCCUGGGUUACAUCUCAAGGUGUCUGAGGUCAGCCCAGGGACUACAGGAAGUUCAACCAUAUUGUGUACCGUGGAAGCACAUAGCCCUCCACACCUGUCACCUGGCUGUCCCACCCUCACAGAUUCUGGCUGCAUUCAAUGCCAGCUUUGUGGCCCUAUGUGUGACUGAUCACAGCAAGGCCAGGCAUAUCCAGGACAACCCUGAACUCCCCCUUCACUUUGAUAAAACACCUGUUUGUGAAUGUCUUGGGAUGGGCAUUGUUGCUGGAAUUGACAUGGAAACACAUGAGAUAUAUUUGGUGUGUCCUAUAGACUUGUCACAUCUUAAGAGAGUCAAUACCUUGAUUCGAGGUGCUUUGAAUUUACCUGACCAGUUGCUUCUUAGACAGAAGAGUGAUUCUGGCCUGCCCUAUGUGGGGAAACACCUCUCCAUGAUUGGGUCCAGCUCCGUUCGCCCAAGGCGUUACAUGCCGAGGAAAAGAGGAGAGUCAAACAAGCAUGGGACUGACGAGUAGCUUACCUUGUAAACAUCUACUCAGAGCAGACGUUCUGUCAACAGCAGCCUUUUUAACGGGAAACAUCGUGGAAAAAGGAGCAUUGGUGUAAUUAUAAUAAAUAAAGUGUAAUUUA